CCUUGGAAUAAUCUCAGGUAUAAAAGGUCAGCCAUAUUAGAAUCGGCAUGUCAAAGUCCGACCAGUUCUCGUCAACAUAAGGUCAAGAGGAGGAUCUCUUUUAUUCGACUGCUGCUUGCAACACUGACCUCGUUGCGCAGGUCAAGAUGGGGAGGCCAUUUUCAGAACCAGGGCUGCUUGCAAUAUUGUUGGUUUUGUUGUUAUCAAAUGGAAGUUUGACUUUGGAAAAUCGCGGACAAAUAAACCAGGAGCAGGUGCCAAGCGAACCAGAGGCCAGAUUCGAAUCACCAAUUGGACACAUCGAUUUUAAUGUUGAUUUCGCUCAUAAAAUGAAAAAUUCGUCGGAGCAAAACAAGACAGACGAUGCAGAAACGCGCGUGCUUCGUCUCGCUGUGUUCUCCGACGACGCCCUCCUGAGCCACCUCUCCGACAUGCAUCCCGAAGACCCACUCUCUGCCACCCAUAGUUACGUCACCGCCGGCGUCUCAGCGAUUGAGCAGGUCAUUCAGCAGGCCAUGGGUAAGGGCGUGGAGUUCAAGAUAAAGCUGGUGCAGGUGGGCGUGUGGGCUGAGAAGGGGGCGACGCCCUUCAACACCAACGGCCUUUCAUCCAGUAACUUGCUGAACUUCUGCGAGUGGGCGAGCGAGAGGAAGCCCGGGCGCGGCGAUCCCGGGUACUGGCACCACGCCAUGAUGUUGACAGGGAAGGAACUGUUCGAGACGACGAAGGACUCUCUGGGCGUGACCUUCGUGGGCGGCCUGUGCCACCCUCGGACGUCGUGCUCCGUGGUCGAGGCCAACUCCUUCAAGGCCGUCCAAGUGGCCGCCCACGAGCUGGCGCACUCCAUGGGCGUCCCGCACGACGGCGAGGGGGCGGCCGCCCGCUGCCCCAGCGAGGGCUUCAUCAUGGGCCAGUCGCUCUCCGAGGAGACCUUCGACUGGUCCAACUGCUCGCGGGACGCCAUCAGCGCCUUCCUCAAGAAUGAAACGUGCUUGGAGAGGGGUGCCGCGUCGAGCAGAGCAACGCCCAAGGAAUUGGACCACACCAAGGGAGGGCCACCGGGCCAGAGGUACCCCGCCGAUGCCCAGUGUCAGCUGGCACACGGGAAGGGGUUUAGGGCGACGCCGUCAAAGCGGAAUCUCUGCCAGUACCUCAUGUGCACCAACGGUGUAACGACCCGCGGGGCGCAUCCAGCCCUCCCUGGAACCACUUGCGGAGCGAACCGAAUCUGUGUUGCUGGUGACUGCAAGGAAGGCAAAAUCCCCCCGACUAAGCCGCCCACGAAGCCACCCACAAAGCCGCCCACAAAGCCACCCACAAAGCCGCCAGGUAAUGGCGGCGGCGACUCAGUCUUCCCUCCUGCCAAGAUCCCGAAUGAGAUCCAGUAUAUACCGAUUCCCCAACGCUGCUACUUCCUGCCUCCGUUCCUCCAUCCAUACAUCGGCUGCAAGUCCCCUCCGACCGGCCCCUCCAAUCCAAAUCGUCCUCAGCGCCCUAAUCGUCCAGAAAAUCCUAAUCGUCCACAAAGCCCUGCUAAAGAACCCCAGCCAUUUAGGAUUGGAAUUUCAGCCCUACCUGAAGUCAUAAAUAAUAGAUCCUUCAGUGAGGAUAACUACACAAGGAUUCUUGUUAAUGACGAGCCUGUAGAAACCACUGCCGACGUCAAGACAACGAAAACCAUCUCCUCAAAGAGUGAGUCAACGGGAGCCACGACCACCAGCGCUGAGUUCGCAGAAGCCACCACCUUCGAGCCAGAGUCGCCGAAGACCACAGUGAGUAGUGACGAGUCGUGGCAAGUAUUUAAUGACGAAGCUCCCAUCCCAGAAGGUAAUUCACAGGAAACAACCACAUUUACUAUCAAGUCUUUAGAAAACACGACAGCUGAAUCCUCGCAGAUCCCCACGACUGAAGCGAAACUGCCAGAUGACGAAUUCGUGUUAUUCGACGCCGUGAAUGAGGCUGUGGGAUCUCUCGCAGGUGAAAUCCGAUCUCUCACAGAAGAGGAAGAGCAACUGCAGGACGAUAAGGAGAAUGGAGAAAAAGUAUUCGAUGGCAAGGACCUUGGUGGUGCAGACCAGAACGCCACAGACACGGAAACAAAAAGUGAUAUUGUAGCCGCAAAUCGAACCACAGAAACUCACGAACCGACAGAAGAGGUCACAGCGACGCCAUACACUACAGAAACGAUAACAACACAGACCACGACAGACAGUUUCGUCCGUGAGGAAAUGACAACUUCACCAUUACCUUACGAAGCCAAAAACACAACACAAGGACACACAAAUCAUUCAAGAUCAGAACAACCAGUAACCCUUCGCCUCACUGCAGACGACGCGCACCAAUUAGAAGACAUCUCACGCCGCGAAGUUGGAAAUCAAACGACCACGACAGAAACCCCGACGUCCCCAGUCGACGAAAAGCAGCUCGGCAAGAAUAACGAAGACGAGGAGGAACACAGCGCUACGUUUUCGGUGGAUAAUUUUACCAUUGCGGGUUCGGGCCUCCACUUCUCUCUGCCUUCCCACCUUCUUCAGAACUUGCUUGCUCCUUUGCUCAUGAACUCUCACGGGACAGGCGCGCCCAUGAUGAAGGCAGAGGACCCACUUGUGAGCAGACGCCAGUCGGAAGAAAAUUUCCAUCGCCACGAUUCUGCGCAUCCAAGGAUAUCUUACCUUCGGGAUGGAUACCGACAAGAGCCCUUGUUGGCCGCAACUGCACCCGUUCACACCCGCGCCUUCCGGAUCAGCCCUUGCACUCGAGCCUGUGGCGGCGGCACGCGCAGAGUCGCUCAGGUGUGCGUUGAGACGAGCGCUCCAGACGUUGUGGUUUCUCAGGACUUUUGCAACGGCCUGCCCAACAUCGUCGCGCCCUUCAACCAGUCCUGCAAUACAUUUCCCUGCGCCGUCCCUGAGUGGGUGGUGGGGCCGUGGAGUCCGUGCUCACACUGGUGCGGUCUGGGCCUCCAGCGCCGGCUAGUAGCAUGCGGGAUGUCUCUGGUGGAGGGAGCGUCACCUCUAGGGGCAGGACGCUUCGUGGCCGCUGGAAAAUGCUCAGGAGAUCAGCCGUUGGACGUGAAGCUGUGUAAAGGAUCUUGCAUACAAGUCGACUGCAAGCUGCCAAGCAACCGUCUUCACCCGGCUUGCUAUCACUUGCUUGGAGAAACGCCCAUUGAAAGAGACCACAGACCAUCAUCGUGAUCUUCAGAAGAAUUCACAACUCGGUGAACUUUGGUUGUGAACUGAUGUACUGUAUUCGCGAAAGUGAAGAAAGAAGAAAGAAAAAUCCAAAGACGUGUAAAUUUAAGUUAGAAUAUUUAUUUGUAUUGUAAGGAUAGCCGGGAAUGCAACUGUAUUUGGCUUUGUAGUUUAGUGUUAGUUUAUUUAUUAUUUGUUAAUAUGUAAUUUAUGACUAUUUAUUAUUCUUUGUAUAUUUUCUUAUGUCCAAUAAA
This is a messenger RNA of Penaeus vannamei (Pacific white shrimp), 3448 nucleotides long. Lineage: Eukaryota; Metazoa; Arthropoda; Malacostraca; Decapoda; Penaeidae. The record is from RefSeq and is a predicted model, not a curated record.